Molecule: messenger RNA, 1016 nt
Organism: Theobroma cacao (cacao)
Lineage: Eukaryota; Viridiplantae; Streptophyta; Magnoliopsida; Malvales; Malvaceae
Gene: CID5
Product: CTC-interacting domain 5
Molecular function (GO): ubiquitin binding
Source: RefSeq, a predicted model, not a curated record
CUCCUUUCUCCCCUCACUAAAAUGCUUUGUGAUUGCUUUCAUUUUAAUCGCAGAUCUCUUCAAUCAAUUGAUCAUCGUCUUCUUCUUUUUUUCCCCGACGAUCUUCAUACGUUUAGGAUACUCUGUAUUCUUUUUUCACAAAGCCAAUGAAGCCAGGAGUUUCUUCAUUGAAUCCUUAUGCAGCAUCAUACAUACCUCUCGCCAAAAGGGAGGGAAAUGAUAAUGUGGCAGCUAAAGAUAUUAAGCGUGGCAAUGAGACUGCUUGGUACGAACCAUCCUCACAUUUGGCACAUAACCCGCACCAUAGCAAUACUUCACUUGACUCUGUGACUCAUGGCACUGGAAAGCACCAGAUUCCUGAAGCUUCUGCACUGAAAAGCCAUCCUGCCCAUGGCUCCUUGAUGCAAAAUCUGGGAGAAAUGACUGACAAGCAGAUUAUGGAUGAAGAAUUUGACAUGGAUUUGGAGUAUCUUUGCAUGAUAUUCCCUGGUUUAUCCAAUGAGUCUCUUCUGGAUGUCUACUGGGUAAAUAAUAGAGACUUAGAAGCCACUGUUGACAUGCUGAACCAACUUGAGAUGUACACUGUUGAGUCUUCUGAAACUCUUCCUGACACCUUGGAUAUUGGUGAUGUCUCUGAAUCUGGGUCUUCAGCAACCUGCGGUGCUCUUAAACUGAAGAACGUGGCAGGCGAAGCCAGUGCCUCUUCAUCUGGUUCUGCAGAACCUGCUGUUGCCUCCUGAUUGACUUAGUGAAAGAUUCUAAGUGGUCUUUUUUUUUUUUUUUUUCCUUGUGCCUGUUUGUGGAUAAGAAGUAUACAAGUAGGGGAUCUUUCAUGAAGGACGAGAAAAAUUAUACUUGCUAUAACAUUUGAAGGGUUAAGGUUUGUAUAGUUGUACGCUGCUUGCCUCCGAUUUCUGUACUGCUUUUGGGGCUUAUGGUUUGGUGAAAAGCUCCUUGUGCAGUUAACAUGCAAAUCCUAGUUUUCAUCAGAAAUGAAAAUGAUUUACGUUUGUUCA